This is a messenger RNA of Closterium sp. NIES-65, 1977 nucleotides long. Lineage: Eukaryota; Viridiplantae; Streptophyta; Zygnematophyceae; Desmidiales; Closteriaceae. The record is from the annotation of a GenBank genome assembly.
AUGGCGUCGCCUUGUGACGUGUCGGACGCGGAUUGGGUGAUCAACCUCUGGUCGGGACCGCGGUCGCUCAGCACAAGCCUCAUGUACUCCUUCGCUCAGGCACGGCUGAUCCGCCCAGACACGGUUGUGGUGGACGAGCCUCUCUAUGCCGACUUCCUGACAGUCACCGGUGCUCCCCGGCCAUACAGGCAGCUGGUGCUGGAUAGCAUGGAUUCUAACGGCAAGAGGGUGGUUGACGAAGUGGUGUACGGCCCUCAAAGAUCCAAACCUCUUCGUUUUGUUAAGCACAUGGCAAAGCAGUGCCGAGAGGAGCUUCAGGCUUCGCUACUGUCACGCGGGCAGCAUGUCAUUCUCAUCCGCGAUCCUAUGCUGCUCAUUCCCUCUUUCGGAGAGGUCUCCCCCCCUUCUCUCUCUGAGACGGCUCUCCCCCACCUCCUCGCCAUCCACUCUGCGCUCUCUCACAUGGACCGACCCCCACCCGUGGUGGACGCUACACGAUUGCAGUCCAACCCCCAGGGCGUUCUCAGGGCGCUCUGCCAAGCGCUAGACAUCCCCUUCUAUCCGGAAAUGCUCUCCUGGCCUGCAGGGAAACGGCCAGAGGACGGAGUGUGGGCUCCAUGGUGGUAUACCACCACACACGCCUCCACUGGUUUCGCUCCCCCUGCUCUCUACCCUAAGCCUAAGAUGCCCACACCACACUGCACCCACUCAUACCAUUCUGUUCCCACUUCCGUUUGUGUUCCCGCUCUCUGUCCUCUCCCUACCCCCUCCUCUCAGCCCUUCCCAAUGGCCCACUAUUCUCUCCUGGAGGACUGUCGGCCGUUCUACUCCUUGCUCCUCUCCAAAGCCCUCGUACCGCUCACCACCACUGCCAACUCCUCCACCACCACUCCCACCACCAUCUCCCCCUCUAUCUCCGCCUCACCCCUCCCCUCGCCGCCUCUCCCUGUGCCGGCUAACGAGAAGCUGCUGGUGUGGGUGGGGGAGGAGGGGCUGGUAACCAGACGAGACGCCAAGGUAGCAGCUGCUGGUGUGGGUGGGGGAGGAGGGGCUGGUGCCGAGGCGGGACGCCAAGUGCAUCGCCUCUCCCCUCGCCGCCUCUCCCUGUGCCGGCCAACAAGAGGCUGCUGGUGUGGGUGGGUGGGGGAGGAGGGGCUGGUAGACGUCAAGAUUCACGUGCUGGACUCUGCAGUGCAGGGGGGAGACGCCGUGUGGGAGGGGCUGAGGGUGUAUGAUGGUCGCAUAUUCAAGCUGCAAGAGCACCUCGACCGUCUCUUUGACUCUUCCAAGGCUAUGGCAUUUGCAAACGUGCCAACGCGGGAACAUGUGGUGCAUGCGCUGGUAUCUACCCUUGCUGCGAACGGCAUGAGGGACUACGCCCAUGUUCGACUCACACUUACUCGUGGGAAGAAGGUUACAUCAGGAAUGAGCCCUCAGUUCAAUCUUUAUGGCUGCACUUUGAUUGUACUAGCGGAGUGGAAGCCCCCAGUGUAUGACAACGCACGGGGCAUAAAGCUUGUCACUGCCUCGACUCGAAGAAACUCACCACAAUGUGUGGAUUCGCACAUCCAUCACAACAACCUCAUCAAUAACAUCCUCGCUAAGAUCGAGGGGAACAACGCAGGGGCCGAUGAUGCAGUGAUGCUGGACGUGCAUGGAUACGUCAGUGAAACCAACGCGACCAACAUUUUCAUGGUGAAGAGGGGGCGCAUCUUGACUCCCCUCACCAUGUUUUCAUCCGCCUCCGCUCCCUCUUCUUCCCCCCGUCCCUGCCAUGCAUAUAUGCCAGUUCAUGGUGAAGAGGGGGCGCAUUUUAACUCCUCAUGCCGACAGCUGCCUACCAGGGAUCACCCGUGCCACGGUACUGCAUGGGGAGGGCUGGGGGUAAAUAGGGGAGGAAGGGAAGAAUGGGGAAUAUUGAAGGGGAGAAGGGGGAAUAGAGAAGAGGAGAUGGGGGGAAUAAGGGAGGAAGGAUAG